Molecule: messenger RNA, 1429 nt
Organism: Suncus etruscus (white-toothed pygmy shrew)
Lineage: Eukaryota; Metazoa; Chordata; Mammalia; Eulipotyphla; Soricidae
Gene: NTSR2
Product: neurotensin receptor 2
Exons: 4
Coding region: 1-1209 (402 amino acids)
Biological process (GO): neuropeptide signaling pathway
Cellular component (GO): plasma membrane
Molecular function (GO): G protein-coupled neurotensin receptor activity
Source: RefSeq, a predicted model, not a curated record
AUGGAGACCAGCAGCCUUCGGCCCCCGCGACCCAGCCCUGGCUCGGCGCUGAGCCUGGAUGCCCGCCUGGGCCAGGACACCCGCCUGGGGGCCAAGGUGCUGGUCACCGCGCUCUACUCGCUCAUCUUCGCCCUGGGCUGGGCUGGCAAUGCGCUGUCCGUGCACGUGGUGCUGAAGACACGGGGCGGGCCCGGGGGGCGCCUGCGCUACCAUGUGCUCAGCUUGGCCCUGUCCGCCCUGCUGCUGCUGUUGGUCUGCAUGCCCGUGGAGCUCUACAACAUCGUGUGGUUCCACUACCCCUGGGUCCUGGGCGACCUGGGCUGCCGGGCCUACUACUUCGUGCGCGAGCUGUGCGCCUAUGCCACGGUGCUCAGCGUGGCCAGUCUGAGCGCAGAACGUUGCCUGGCUGUGUGCCAGCCCCUGCGGGCCCGCAGCCUGCUGACGCCUCGCAGGACCCGCCGCCUGCUGUCGCUGAUCUGGGCCACCUCGUUCGGCCUCGCCCUGCCCAUGAUUGUCCUCAUGGGGCAGAAAUAUGAGUUGGAGACGGCCGAUGGGCAGCCCGAGCCAGCUUCCAGAGUGUGCACCGUGCUGGUGAGCCGCCUCACCCUCCAGAUCUUCAUCCAGGUGAAUGUACUGGUGUCUUUCGUGCUCCCACUGGCAUUGACUGCUGUCUUGAAUGGUAUCACCGUGAGUCACUUGGUGGCCCUUUGUUCCCAGGUGCCGUCCACCUCUGCCACUGACAGCUCUGUCUCCAGCCAUCUGGUGCUGGCAAGUGAGAAAAGGGAGACAUCAUUCCUGAGAGAUCAGGCUGUCCUGAUGAGACGCAAGGUCUCAGGCCAGAUCCGUGGCUUGCAGCACAGCAUCCAGGUGCUCAGGGCCAUCGUGGCAGUGUAUAUCAUCUGCUGGCUGCCCUACCAUGCCCGAAGGCUUAUGUACUGCUACAUCUCUGAGGACGGGUGGACUGAAACACUCUACGAUUUCUAUCAUUACUUUUACCUGGUGACCAACACGCUUUACUACGUCAGCUCAGCUGUGACCCCCGUGCUCUACAACGCUGUGUCCUCUUCCUUCAGAAAACUCUACCUGGAAGCUCUGGGAAAACUGUGUGGCAGACACAGCCCUAGGCAGCCAUUACCUCUGAGGGUUCCAGAUAGUGUCAAGCUCUGGGCAGCCCCCAGAAACACCGAGCUGGAGGAAAUAGAAGAGUGAGUAGAAGUGACUGACAGGUCAGUCACUAAUGCUAGAUGAGCCAGUAAUCACUGAAAUCUGCUUUGUGAUUAGAGGAUUUAGCCAGGAGCCCACUCAGCUAUUUUCAAAGCCUAACUACAGCCAACCACAGCCUCUUCACCUGUGUGAGGACAUGAGAAGCACUCAUUUCUCAGUGUUAGCAGCAGACUAAAGUGCUUAGCACAGCAGCUGUGCUUAAUAA